UUAUGAGUGAUCUAAUGUAAAAAUUAGUUUGUUGGGGGUGUGGGGGCAAUGCCCCCAUGGGUCUGUUUGUCAUCAAAUAUUUGAGCUCCCCUUAAUAUUUCACAAGAUCUCCGCCUAUGUCACGAUUAUAAAUCCGUAUAAUAAUCCGAGUAUAAUCUUUUGACGGGUCUUGUAUAGGCAACCCAAUGUACACGGUCUUAUCAAUGGCCAGGCCAAUUGCUAACUCCACGCUCGUUUUGAAUUUUGAUGAACAAGGGACAACCAAUUUCAGUAUUCAAACAGCAAUGCAGUAUUGCGAUUUUUGAGCCGGAUUGAAAAAAUAAGUCAAAUGGAGUCAAACAACGACAUUGAAACAUAUCCAGGAUUUUGCUCUAAAUGUGGUUCAAUACUACCUUCAUUGAGUAUGGAAGAAUUUAUUAAGUGUUAUUCGUGUAAAACUGUUUUUGGGCCAGAAAUUUAUGGAAAUUCUGUAGCAGAAUACAACAUUAUUUUGAACUCUGUAGAAGAUAUUGAUAAUGUGGUAAAAACUGAAUAUAACAAAAAUGAUGCAGAUGAUGGACCAAUUGCCGAGAGAAGAUGUAGCAUAUGCGGUCACAACCAGAUGUCCUAUGCUGCUGUGCAGUUAAGAUCAGCCGAUGAAGGACAAACCGUGUUUUACACUUGUCUGAAAUGCAAAUUCACAGAAUCAGAAAACUCUUAAAACAAUUUCAAAACCCUGGAAUCUAUUUUUGUACAUAACAAUCAAGUUGAAUAAAGUUGUUCUUAUUUUUAAACA
Molecule: messenger RNA, 775 nt
Organism: Myzus persicae (green peach aphid)
Lineage: Eukaryota; Metazoa; Arthropoda; Insecta; Hemiptera; Aphididae
Gene: RpI12
Product: DNA-directed RNA polymerase I subunit RPA12
Exons: 4
Coding region: 329-700 (123 amino acids)
Biological process (GO): DNA-templated transcription; termination of RNA polymerase I transcription
Cellular component (GO): RNA polymerase I complex
Molecular function (GO): nucleic acid binding; zinc ion binding; DNA-directed RNA polymerase activity
Source: RefSeq, a predicted model, not a curated record